AUGUCUUCCUAUAUUGCAAGAACUGAAAGAUCAGGAUCAAUUUUCUAUAGGAUAACAGGACUCUUAAGAUCUGGUCAAAUGAAAUGGAAAGAAAGACCAAUAUGGUAUGAUGUAUAUGCAGCACAUCCUCCGUAUCAUGAACCUAUGUGGGAUGCUAAAUUACCAAAACACGGAGAACCUGUUAGGCCAAUCUUUUAUCCUGAAGAUAUAGAGAGAGCCAAAAAGUUUCAAGAAGAAAAAAAGAAUAGAUCUUCUGUUCAAUUAAAAGAAGAUGUUUGA
Strongyloides ratti is the source of this 279-nucleotide messenger RNA. RefSeq names its product 28S ribosomal protein S23, mitochondrial. Gene Ontology annotation, cellular component: ribosome; mitochondrion. The record is from RefSeq and is a predicted model, not a curated record. The coding region runs from base 1 to 279 and encodes 92 amino acids. Gene Ontology annotation, molecular function: structural constituent of ribosome. Gene Ontology annotation, biological process: translation. The transcript has 2 exons. Lineage: Eukaryota; Metazoa; Nematoda; Chromadorea; Rhabditida; Strongyloididae.